AUUUCCCUCUCGCCAUGUCCCGCAGAACUUCCAAGAAAUGAAGAACUUAUUGUUGGAUCAACUCAACGACUGACUCACCUAGGUUGUCUGAAGGAAGCAAAAUGGACGCAAAGAUAGUUUUUUCGUUGGUUCUUCUUCUUGCUUUAGGAAACAUAACCUUUUUUAGUUGUGAGCCCGUUUCUCUUGCUAUUGGUGGAAUUGGUGCAGUCAUUGCAGCAGCAGGCCUUGGGAAACAAGGAUAUUGCUAUUUCAAAGAGUGUUGCCAACUAAAGUGGACCUAUCAUAAUAUCACUGGCUUGGAGCAGUACCUAGAAGCAAAUGUAUUUGGACAGCAUCUUUUGCUGAAAAUUGUUACUAAAGCUAUAAAAGAGCAUAAAGAGGACAAACAUCCUGGUAAACCUCUUGUUCUUUCAUUCCAUGGAAGUACUGGAACUGGAAAAAACUUUGUUAGUGGAAUUAUUGCACAACAUCUGUAUGGAAAAGGAUUGGAUAGCAAUUAUGUACACCGUAUCAUUUCCUCGCAUGAGUUUCCCCUGCAGGAUAGUGGUAAACUUGAUUGGUAUAAGGAUAAAUUGAAAAGAAUGAUAAAAGAUGGAAUAAUGAAGUGUCAAUAUGCAUUAUUUAUUAUUGAUGAAGUUGACAAGAUGCCACCAGGGCUGAUAAAUGUAUUGAAGCCGUACCUUGAUUACAAUGACAAAAUUGAUGGCUAUGAUUUCCGAAAAUCAAUAUUUAUAUUCUUGGGUAACACUGGUGUGGAUGAGAUAAAUCAAGUAGCUAUUGAUUAUUUCAAACAAGGCCUUUUGCGAGAGGAUAUCUCUAUGAAGUCAAUGAACAAGCUCCUAAAGACUCUAUCUUAUCACACAGGAGGUAUGGUCAAGUCAACUUUGAUAGACCAUCAUUUGGUUGACUUUCAUGUACCCUUCCUUCCACUUGAGAAAGCACACAUUCGUUCAUGUGCAGCUGUAGAAUUUAAGAAAAGAAACCGAAAGUAUGAUGAAACUCAUAUCGAACAAGUUGUUAAUGAAAUAGAGUUUUUUCCACAAGGAGAGGACAUAUACUCUGUGUCUGGCUGCAAAAAUGUUAAAAGAAUUGUUCAAGUGAUACUAUAAAUCAAGUCUGAAGGUAUUGCUGCACACAAACAUCUCUGAUUUUGUUUUCAUCUGUAGAUUUAGAUAUCCAAUUGUUCUUUGCUGUCAUGCAUACAAAGUUAACAAAGUGAACAAACUGAGACCUCAGCUUGUUGUGUAGUACAACAUAAAUAUUUUCAAAUGUACCAUUUCGGUGUUUGUGCUGCCAUGAUGAAAUUUCCUUGUUCAAUAGCUAGUUCGAAACGUUAAUGUGGUGCAAAGCUUAAAAUUCAUAAAGGCUGCUCUUCCAUUACUUUGGUCGUAAAAUUUCUUUUAAAAAGAGAAAAAUACUUUUAGAAUGAAAAUCUGAAUGGUUAUGGACCUUUUAUAAUUUAUAAGCUACAGAAGAAUUUACAAAUCUUGAUGAUAUAGGCCUCUAUUUUAUUUAUUAAGGCUUUCCUCCAUUUGAGUCUUGGGUCCGCACACUCUAAGAUGGUCUAUGGAAAAGCCUAUUACUUUGGAAGCUCGAUUAAGUCCCCCCCCCCCUUGACCUCCCUUGCCACCAUUCCUGAUUUUCUCUUAACAACAAAAUGCAGCAUAGUUUCUCAAUUUAGAAGUCGAGAUUCUCUGUAACAAGACAUUGUUAACGUGCUAAAUCGUCAAUUAUUGCGAUCGGAAUUCCUCAGCAGCACGUUGCAAACGAUAUAAACCCCCUGGAAUAAGAUUAAAUUAAUAAGUAUACAGCACACUCGAUCUCAGUACGGUAUAUCACUUACGUACGGUCAAUGUCGCCUUAUGUGAAAGGAAAUUGUUCCUUGUAACUUAAUGAGCGUUGAAUCGAGCAACGCCUCACAACCACCAUGAAUCGCAUCUUCUGCUUUUUCAAUCUUCGUACGCUCCUGUAUCAUGCCAAAAUUUCAUGCCUCUCUCCAAGUACCUGCUGUCAUAAAAUGUUUUCUUAAUCUUCUUCACUUUUAACAUGCCUAUGUAAGUAUCUAAUUGCCUACCUUCAAUUUUGAUAAAAUUUGCAACCAUCAAAUAUUAUUAAAUUUUUAGCAUAAUUCGAGUUAUGGGACGUGGCAUCCGAAAUGUUAUCUAUUUUUAGAAUUCUGAUGUAUGGAUUAGCAUCUAUUUUAAGGAUAUUGUGUAACGCCAGCAUAUUCCCAAAGGUUGUAGACAUUAUCAAUUUCAUCUCGUGCCCAUCUCC
This is a messenger RNA of Rhopilema esculentum, 2274 nucleotides long. Its product is annotated as torsin-1A. Gene Ontology annotation, molecular function: ATP binding; ATP hydrolysis activity. NCBI's taxonomy places the organism in Eukaryota, Metazoa, Cnidaria, Scyphozoa, Rhizostomeae, Rhizostomatidae. The record is from RefSeq and is a predicted model, not a curated record.